GCAUAUUUUUCAUAAUUAUAAUAUUAUUAAUGCCAGUAUUUUUGUAUUGUAUCAUUCGUUCUACUAUUACCAGACCAUCAGGCUCAAUAUCAUCAGCUCUAGUUAAACCAGUUGACAGUGGUACACUAAAUGGUCAGUCUACAGUGUCAGCUGGAGAGUUUUUCUUCAAUGCAGCACAUAAACCAAUUUUUAAUGAGAUCAGAGGUCAUUUUGGUAUUCUUCGCCAUAAGAUAGUUCCAUUAAUUGCUCAAUCAAUUUCGUCAGUCAUAGAAAUGAAGUCAUUCCUUCAACUAUCCUUCCCUGAAUUGAGUGCUGAGCUGUCUAAUGCUGAUAGUAUUGAAGACAUUAUGAAUGUUAUAGUGAAGAAUUGUCAAGUCAAUGACAUCUCAAUAAUAAAAACAAUUGUACUGCGCUUUGAAAUCAACGAAGCAAAGCCACUGAUAUCAGAAUACGAAAAAGAAGUGAAGACAGUUUGUGGAUCAUUGAAGGAUUUCCUCAGUCAGAAUCAACCCAAACAUCUUAGUGAUUACAAAACAAUUCAGUUUACUUUGGGAUGGGAACCAGAUGAGCACUCACUUGAUGACAUACGUAAUCUCUUAGAGGAAGCAUUUAAGGAAUUAAACAAGAGGAUUAUUGUACAAAGCAUUCAUCGUGGGAACUCCAUCAUUAUUAUCUGUUAUGCUCCACAUCAUUUACUAGCUGCUCUUCUCUUGGAAGCACAAGACAACCUAACUGUCUUGAUGAAGGAAUUCAGUUUAAUUAGACUAACCAUUGGCCACUACACUGUCUAUAAUAGAAGGAUCAGAUACAAAGUAAUUAAUAAUGAGUGUCUUGCAGAGGAGGUUAAACUAGCUGAUGGAGAGGAACAAGAACUGAGGACUUUACUUGAUUACAAAGAAGGAUCAAUAUUUGAACAAGAUAAACAACUGAAUACCAUCAAAAAAAGAAAAGAGUAUAUUCAAAGGACACUACAGACACCAGAGUCUAAACUGAAAGUAAAACUACUGACUAGAGGGAA
This is a messenger RNA of Amphimedon queenslandica, 1018 nucleotides long. RefSeq lists its product as uncharacterized. NCBI's taxonomy places the organism in Eukaryota, Metazoa, Porifera, Demospongiae, Haplosclerida, Niphatidae. The annotation marks the transcript as partial. The transcript is spliced from 7 exons. The record is from RefSeq and is a predicted model, not a curated record.